This is a messenger RNA of Nomia melanderi (Alkali bee), 1431 nucleotides long. RefSeq names its product dynein axonemal light chain 4. Gene Ontology annotation, biological process: microtubule-based process. Lineage: Eukaryota; Metazoa; Arthropoda; Insecta; Hymenoptera; Halictidae. Gene Ontology annotation, cellular component: dynein complex. The record is from RefSeq and is a predicted model, not a curated record.
UUAAGGGUUGAGGGUUAAACAUGCGCCUGGAAGAUGGCAAAUUCUACUUUGUCUCUCAAACAGGAGCAGUACCUGUCACUAUUUUUAUGAAAUUUUGAUUUGAAAGAUGACUGAAGUAAAGAAAGAUGAUAUCGUUAAAAUUUUACAUACAUACCCACUUUGCAGAAAAUGUGAUAUGUCAGAUGAAAUGAAACAAGAAGCAAUGGAGUUGUGCGUUACAGCGGCUGAAAAAUACGCGGACAAUUACGAAAGUGUUUCUCGUAUGAUCAAAGAGACGAUGGAUAAGAAGUUCGGUGCUUCAUGGCACACAGUUGUGGGCGAGGGCUAUGGAUUUGAAAUAACUUAUCAGCUGAAGCACUUACUAUACAUGUAUUGUGCUGGAAAUUUAGCAAUAUGCAUAUGGAAAUCAGCAUAGUUAAAUUUACAAAAACUGCAAUGUUUUAUCGAUGCACAAACGAACGUACAAAUUGUAUUGCAAUAGUUAAAAAAAAUAUUAACUUUACAUAAAACGAUUUAUGCUUGAAAUAGCAAAUUAAAAAAUUGUAUAAACAAAUGUAUUGAACCAACGUGACGAAUGUAUGUAUUUAGAGACUCAUAUUUUACAUUAAGCAUUGAAAUUUAUAUGCAAGUACAUUUAUAUAUAUUUAUAUACAUAUACUUUAAAUGCUCUCAUGAAUAAGAACAAAUAAGAAGAAAUUUAUAAUUUUUCUACUAACGGAAAAGUAUAUGUGUAUAUGGGAAAAGGAAAUAUUCAUUUACAUUAUAGAAAUUUUAUAAAAUAUUGAAUAUUUGUCUAAUAUAUUAAUUUUAUUUUUGUUAUAUAAUUAUUUUAUUUCUUUAUAAAAUAACAUGAUUAUUUUGUUAAUAUCUACUACAUAAUUUAAAUUGACUAUUAUGUAACUACUGUCAUAACUUAACUCAGGAACCAUGUUGCCAGAAGUUAUUUGAUAUGAACUAUACAAAAUGUAAAUUAUUGUGUACAGAUAAUGCUAUGUCAAAAUAUCAGUAUUGUUGCAUGUGCUUGUAUGCACAUCUGUAUGUAUUCCAUACGCAUAACAAUUUACACAUUUAUAAUAAAGACUUCUACACGCGCUGCUAAAUCAUACGUUCCAGGGGCUGGAAGUACAGCUUGUAAUUUUACAGUAUUGCUGGUAAGUGGUCCUAUAUGAGAAGAAAUUGCCGAAUGACAUGCGUAUCUAUAAAAUGUAGAAGCUUGUGGAGAAUAUAACUGCGAUUUUAUAUUUGGAAGAUGUGAUCCACUGAAAGAAAGAAUAAAAUAAUUAAAAUAUCUGUGAAAUUUGUGUUUAUAUAAUUUUGAAUAUAGUUUAGUGUGUGAUUUACCUGCUAGUACCUAUUGUAUUUACUUUAAUAUCGAUUUGUGACUCUAAAUGAUUCUGUAUGUACAUCAUUACUGGAACGAAACACAGACGG